Messenger RNA from [Torrubiella] hemipterigena, 3592 nucleotides. NCBI's taxonomy places the organism in Eukaryota, Fungi, Ascomycota, Sordariomycetes, Hypocreales, Clavicipitaceae. The record is from the annotation of a GenBank genome assembly.
UUUUCUUCCGCACCCCUCCCGCUGUCCACAUCUACAGCUUCCUUUUUUUCCCUUUUCUGUUGCACCAGAAAAACAACAGACGUCAAGCUCUGUUUUUCCGUCGUCUCUGUCAAUAUUACCUUGUAGCUUUUUAAUAAGUCUUUGGGUAAUUUUUCAACAGACGUUUCCUCGUCCAAUUCGCCCCUUUUUCUUCUUUAUACCCCUCUCUAGGCUGUACGCUUCUUAGCAACAGCCUCCUUCGGUCCAAGACGUCUUCUCCCAGGCAUCUUGUUCUUCUCUUCUCUUCUUCCAACCUCGCUUUAACCUCUUGCGCAGCCCGGCCUGCCGCAUUUGCUAUCGCAGCAUCCUCCCGCUCUACUACCACCUACAAACCCCUCCAGCAAACCCGCGGCUACGCGAAAUCAAGACAGAAAAUGCCUCCCAAGAAGCCCGUCGUCGAGGAGAAGAUCCCUCUGGGUCGUCCCGGCAACAACUUGAAGAGUGGUAUCGUCGGUCUCGCCAACGUCGGCAAGUCCACGCUCUUCCAGGCAAUUACCAAGUGUGAUCUUGGCAACCCUGCUAACUUCCCCUACGCUACCAUCGACCCUGAAGAGGCUCGCGUUAUCGUCCCUGAUGAGCGCUACGACUGGCUCUGCGAAAAGUACAAGCCCAAGUCCCGCGUUCCCGCCAACUUGACCGUCUACGAUAUCGCCGGUCUUACCCGUGGCUCUUCUACCGGUGCUGGUCUCGGUAACUCUUUCCUGUCUCACAUCCGUGCCGUCGAUGCCAUCUUCCAGGUCGUCCGCUGCUUCGACGAUGCCGAGAUUAUCCACAUUGAGGGUGAUGUCAACCCUACCCGUGAUCUUGACAUCAUCAGCGAGGAGCUUCGUCUGAAGGAUAUCGAGUUUGUCGAGAAGGCUCUCGAGAACCAGAAGAAGAAGACCCGCAUGGGUGGCCAGAGCUUGGAGCUCAAGAAGGCCCGCGCCGAGCAGGAGAUCAUUGAGAAGAUUCUUGCCUGGCUCCAGGACGGCAAGGAUGUCCGCAAGGGUGACUGGCAGCCCAAGGAGGUCGAGGUCAUCAACCCUCUCUUCCUCCUGUCCGCCAAGCCCGUCGUCUUCCUCGUCAACUUGUCUGAGAAGGACUACAUCCGCAAGAAGAACAAGCAUCUUCCCAAGAUUGUUGAGUGGGUCAACGAGAACGCCAAGGGCGACCCCAUCAUCCCCAUCUCCGUCUCCUUCGAGGAGCGUCUCACCCGCUUCGAGACCGAAGAGGCCGCCAAGGAGGAGUGCAAGGCCGUCGGUGCCGAAUCUAUCCUGCCCAAGGUCAUUCUCCAGAUGCGCAAGACCCUCCAGCUUGGCAGCUUCUUCACAUCCGGUCCCGAUGAGGUCCGUCAAUGGACCAUCCGUAACGGUACCAAGGCUCCUCAGGCCGCCGGUGUCAUCCACACCGACUUUGAGAAGACCUUUAUCCAGGCCAUUGUCUACAACUUUAGCGCCAUCAAGGAGCUCGGCGACGAAGCCGAGGUCAAGGCCCAGGGCAAGAUGAUGACCAAGGGCAAGGACUACGUUGUCGAGGAUGGUGAUAUUCUCGUCAUCAAGGCCGGUGCCGCCAAGAACUAAAGCGGGCACUUUCCUACAUAAUGAAAGCAAAAACAAGUAAAAUACGGAACAUAUGAAUGGAAUCAAAUCACAACUAAAAGUCCCGGCAGUGUUGGGGAACGAUUAUUUUUUAACGAUGGGAAUGGAAACAGAAACUGUCAAUGGGACACGGCGCAUAGAACCCCGAGGGGCAUGACUGGCUGCGGCCAUAACGUAGUAUAUAGCAAUACAUUACACUUUAAUCAACCUCUCUCUAGCAAACAUUUGUGUCAUCUUGCUAUGGACAGCGUGUAGAUUGUCUAAAGAAGCCUAUAUCCAUAAUUCCUCAGUAUACACUACUACCUAACCUUAGCUAACCUCCCAGUAAGGGGCAGACAAAAGACAUUGUAAGAUAAAGUGUUGGGUAUUAUUUAAUAUUUUCUUUCUUUCUUGCAAUAAAGCACCGUCUAUAACAGUAUAAAACAAAACAAAAUAGAGAAUCGUUUCAUCAUGACCAUGAAAUCAUCCACCAUCGAUACAUGAGAUUAGAGAAUAAAAAACACCUGAGACUACCAGAGUCUCCUCAACAACUUGUUCUGUUUCAAGGGUUGCUGUACUUUACACCUCGCUUGCCAACCUCCUUCUUGCCAAUAGGAUCCUCGGGCCAGAUCCAGCCGCGGCUUCUCUUGGCCUCUCUCUUCUCAGCAAGCUGUGGCUGUGGGAUCCAAGACUCGCGGGCUCUGGCCUUGCGGCGAGUUCCCUCAGCAGGGGCGCCAAUCUCGGCCAUGUAGGGAGCAUGACCAACAUUGACAGCAGAGUCGCUGGCAAUCUGGCAGAGACCCCAGAGAGCAAGGCAAGCAGUGAGGGUGGCAUUGUCGACAGUGGGGUCAACAGAAGCGACACCGAGCUGGACAGAGGCAAUGUCAAGCUCACCAAAGAAGGGAGUGUUCUCGGUGCCGUUGCGGACAACAACGAGCUCGACCUCAGUCAGGAUGAAGCCGUAGCGGCAGUUGUGCUCGCGCAUGGCGUGGUGAAUAGCAGCCAGGCCACGGAGGUACUCGACACGCUUAAUGUUGCCCUCGGCACGCAUGCCAGUGUUGAAGCGGUCAAAAGAGCGAACAAUGCCGACAACACGAGCAGAAGGCUUACCGCCAAACAUGGCAGCAGCAGUAGCAGGGUCAUGAGCAGCGCUGGCAACAAAGACGUGAUCGUUGACAGAGGCGGGCAGACGAGCAGGGACAUGGAGCUGAAUAGGGCGGGAGGAGGAGAGAGCCAAAGCAGCAUUGAGCUUGGGGAGGUAGGAAGAAGCGUAAAUGCCAUGGAGAGCGGCCUCGGUUUCAGGAUGGCGAGAGAUGACGGGAGUAGUAGGGAGGAGAGGGGCAGGGACGGGCGUAGACAAGAGAUCAGAAGCGCCAGGAAGAGCCAUGAUGUUGGCGAGGGAGAACUCGGCCCAGGGGCGGACAGCACGAAUGUCCCACCAGAAGUGCUUGAUGGUAGGAUCACGCAUGGGGAACGAGAUGCUUCGGACAAGAGAAGCAGCAGGGUUCGCGGCGCUCAGGUACGAGAGGAGGGUAGUAGAGGGGGUAGGGUCGGGAGUAGACUCGACGCUGAAGGGCGAGUCGUCACGGAGGCUGUACGAGUACAUGUCUUGGGACACAUCAAGGGACAUUUGGCGGUAGUCGACAGGCUCGACGGGGAGCAUAGACUCAGCGGGAAGCGAAGACACCGACGAGGCGCGGCGGGAAAAGUCAAAGGGAAGAGGCUGGUAGAGGUGCUGGAAGUUGAUGUUGGCAUUGAGCAGCUGGUGGUCGACAUCGGCCGGAGGAGGCGUCAUGUAGACCGACGACGAGGCCAUGUUCAUGGCCAUCUGCUGCAGAGCAUCCGGGUUCGUCUUGGAGCGGACAUGGGCAGCGGGUCUCUUCUUGGUGAUGCCAGCAGGGGAGCGGCGCUUCUUUGUAGGCAUGGGAGCAACAGCGACGGCCUCGCCGAGGUUCUGGUCCUGGGGCCGGAUGCGAGGCAGCAAGAGGGCGCCAUGC